Molecule: messenger RNA, 1191 nt
Organism: Vigna angularis (adzuki bean)
Lineage: Eukaryota; Viridiplantae; Streptophyta; Magnoliopsida; Fabales; Fabaceae
Product: CASP-like protein 2B1
Exons: 3
Coding region: 552-1160 (202 amino acids)
Source: RefSeq, a predicted model, not a curated record
CCCAGAAAAAAAAAAUGUUAAAAACUAGGCACCAUAUCCUCCUUUACCAUGCUUUUGGUAUGGUCUAGGCAAAAAUGCAAAUGGGUUAUCACACGCUAUCCUUGGUUGAUCAGGAUUUAAACACUCCUCAUAUUAUCAUAUCAGAUCAUUCCUAGGGACGGGAAACUGUUACUUCUUCUCAGACACAAUUAAGGAGCGCUCAAAAUCAAAUUUUUCUUUGCCUUUAUCAGUCCUUAAAUGCAGAACCAGAGGUCAGAGCAGACCCAUUUAAUGCCAAUGUAAGUAUACAUGGAUUGAAGUGCCUUUUAUGUCUACCUAACACACUUUCUCUAGUCUGUCCUAGCAGCUCCAAUUUUGGACCACUUGGCAGCUGCACCACAGUCACAACUUUAUAGGAGGAAAAAAAAACUGUCUAUAUAACUAAUAGAAAGUUAAACUUGGUGUUCAUCCAUAGUUCUCAUUUCUCAGUACUUUUCUUUCUAGGCUGAUUUGAGGAAUUUUUUUCUAUUGUACCGUGUUUCUUGUUUCUGAGUGUUGAUUUUGGAAGAGAAAUGAGUAGUUAUUUGGGUGUAGGUGUUAGUACUGGGACUGUCCCAGUUAACCACGACACAAAUGCGAAAGUGUUUGAUAGGAGGGUCAAGAUAACUGAGUUGGUGUUGAGAUGUGUGAUCUUAGGUUUGGGAGUUCUCACGGCUGUUCUCGUGGGAACUGAUUCCCAAGUCAAAGAGUUUUUCUCAAUUCAGAAAACAGCAAAAUUUACAGACAUGAAGGCUUUAGUAUUCCUGGUAGUUGCAAAUGGGUUAGCUGCUGGGCUCUCCUUACUCCAAGGGCUGCACUGUAUCAUUCGUAUCCUAAGAGGAAGAGCACUCUUAAGCAAGCACCUAGCGUGGGCAAUUUUUUCUGGUGAUCAGGUAAUGGCAUAUGUAACAGUGGCGGCAGUGGCGGCUGCAGGGCAAUCGGGUAUGUUAGCAAAGGUGGGCCAGGCAGAACUGCAGUGGAUGGAGUUGUGCAACAUGUAUGGAAAAUUCUGCAACCAAGUGGAAGAAGGGAUGGCUAGUGCUUUUGUGGUUAGCCUUAGUAUGGUGGUCCUGUCUUGUAUUUCUGCUUUCAGUCUCUUCCGUUUGUAUGGUGGUCACAAAAUGAAAAUUGUAAAUUGCUAGGUUGGAAAAUACCAUUGAUUCAAGUUAUUAG